AUGGCGCCAUAUCUCAGGCUUGCUCUUGCGGCUCUCCCGCUGCUCCAGAGUGUGUUUGGUGCCAAAGCGCACGCAGCCUCACCGACUGCUAAGGUCAAGAACGGAACGUAUGAAGGCAAAUAUGUGGCUUCAUAUGAUCAAGAUCUUUUUCUUGGCAUUCCCUACGCACAGGCUCCUGUUGGAAAUCUCCGCCUCCAGAAUCCUCAGAACUUGAAUACCACAUUUAAAAAACGAAGUGCCACCGAUUAUGCUGAUUCUUGUGUCGGUUAUGGGAACAGCGCCGCGUGGCCCUUCACCCUGAGCGAAGACUGCCUGACCUUAAACAUCGUCAAGCCCGCCAGCUCUAAGCGCAGCAACAAGGAUAAACUCCUCCCCGUCGGUGUGUUCAUUCAUGGCGGAGGCUGGUCCCAGGACUACAGCGCAAACGGGGUCUACAAUUUAAGCUUCAUUGUUGAGGAAUCUGUUAACGCUGGGAAACCAUUCAUCGGUGUUUCCGUGGACUAUCGCCUUUCUUUUUGGGGGUUCAUGGCUUCCCAGGAUAUCCUUGAUGCCGGCGUCGCCAAUCUUGGUCUCAAGGACCAGCGACUCGCCUUGCAUUGGAUCAAUGAGAACAUCAAGGCGUUUGGCGGAGAUCCCAAAAAGGUUACCAUCUGGGGCGAGAGCGCUGGCGGCGGAAACGUCGGCUACCACGCCACUGCUUUCGGUGGUCGUGAUGAUGGCCUCUUUCGUGGCAUUAUUGCGGAAUCCGGUGCUGAAGGCACUGAUAUAAAGAAUCUCACAGCGCCCCAGCAACGCUAUGACACCGUUGUAAAGGCGGUUGGAUGUGACUCCGAGGUUGACAAGCUUGCAUGCUUGCGCAAGGUGCCAUUCAAUGAGCUCAAUGCCACAAUCACCAAGAUUUCUGGCGGCUUUUACCCAGUUGUGGAUGGAGAUCUUGUCCCGGAUCUAUCGUCCACGCUACUUGCCAACGGUAACUUCACUAAAACGCCCAUCUUGCUCGGCACGAAUACGGAUGAGGGCACGCUUUUUACCAGCACAGAUAUCAGCACAGACAAGCAGAUUGAAAGUAUCAUCCGAGCAGCUGGGCCAGAUGACAGCACGACCAAAAUUCUCAUGGCACUGUAUCCCAACGUCGAUUCACUUGGCCUGCCAACCGACUACCGCGUGACAGCUACUAGUCCGGUCGGGGCUCAGUAUAAACGCGCAGUUGCUUUAAAUACUGAUCAGUUGUUCCUCGCAUGGAGGCGCAUCAGGACUGAUGCAUGGUUCAACCAUGGAGUUCCAGCGUAUUCUUACCUGUUCGAAUCCCCUCUCACCUCUCGGGAGUAUAUGGGAACCACCCACUUCACAGAGAUUGGUUACGUUUUCUACAACAGACUUGGCCUAGGAUACGCUGCCGCCAUUAACCCUCUUGCGAAUGCUAGCAAGGAUGUGCUGGCUUUGGCGAAGCUCACCACCCGCAUGUGGAUAAGCUUUAUUCAUGACCUCGAUCCCAAUAACCACGGAAUCCGGGGUGUCGAUAAGUGGCCGGUCUAUAAUGCCACUGGCGGCUACGGGAAGAACUUCCACCUGACACCCAAGACAUUUGGCGUGACUCCUGAUACCUUCCGACUUGCAGGAACCACCUUCAUAAACUCUGUCGCCCUAGAACAGUAUGGGAGAUGA
Ilyonectria robusta is the source of this 1665-nucleotide messenger RNA. Its product is annotated as putative neuroligin. Bases 1 to 1665 code for a protein of 554 amino acids. Gene Ontology annotation, molecular function: carboxylic ester hydrolase activity. The transcript has 5 exons. NCBI's taxonomy places the organism in Eukaryota, Fungi, Ascomycota, Sordariomycetes, Hypocreales, Nectriaceae. The record is from RefSeq and is a predicted model, not a curated record.